AUGGGCAGAGGGUUCGGUGCUGAGAAUGGAGGGAAGCGGAACAAGAAGGAGAGGAACUUGGAUGAGCUCAAGAAGGAGGUGGCCUUGGAUGACCACAAAAUAGCUCUGGAUGAUUUGGGAAAACGCUAUGGAGUGGACCUCACACGGGGCCUGACCAACACCAGAGCUGUCGAGAUUCUGGCCAGGGACGGUCCAAACGCCCUGACUCCUCCCCCCACCACCCCCGAGUGGGUCAAGUUCUGCCGUCAGCUGUUCGGCGGCUUCUCCAUCCUGCUCUGGAUCGGUGCCAUCCUCUGCUUCCUGGCCUACAGCAUCCAGGUGGCCAUGGAGGACGAGCCGCCCAAUGACAACUUGUAUCUCGGUGUGGUACUGGCAGCCGUGGUGAUCAUCACCGGUUGUUUCUCCUACUUCCAAGAGGCCAAGAGCUCCCGAAUCAUGGACUCCUUCAAGAAAAUGGUGCCUCAGCAAGCGAUGGUGAUCCGGGAGGGGGAGAAGAUGCAGAUCAAUGCUGAGCUUGUGGUGCAGGGAGAUCUGGUGGAGAUCAAAGGGGGAGACCGCAUCCCAGCUGACCUUCGAGUGGUCUCCUCCAGCGGAUGCAAGGUGGACAACUCCUCUCUGACGGGAGAAUCAGAGCCCCAGACUCGCUCCCCGGAGUUCACACACGACAACCCCCUAGAGACCCGCAACAUCUGUUUCUUUUCCACCAACUGUGUCGAGGGUACGGCCCACGGCAUCGUGAUAGCCACCGGUGAUCGAACGGUGAUGGGGCGCAUCGCCACCCUGGCCUCUGAGCUGGAGGUCCGCCAGACGCCCAUCAACAUCGAGAUCGAACACUUCAUCCACAUCAUCACAGGCGUGGCAGUCUUCCUGGGCGUGAGCUUUUUCAUCCUGUCACUCAUCCUGGGCUACACCUGGCUCGAGGCUGUCAUCUUCCUCAUCGGCAUCAUCGUGGCAAACGUACCUGAGGGACUGCUGGCUACCGUCACUGUGUGUCUGACUCUCACUGCCAAGCGAAUGGCUAAGAAGAAUUGUCUGGUGAAGAACCUGGAGGCCGUAGAGACUCUCGGCUCCACCUCCACCAUCUGCUCUGACAAGACGGGCACGCUGACCCAGAACCGCAUGACCGUGGCCCACAUGUGGUUCGACAACCAGAUCCACGAGGCGGACACCACUGAGGACCAGAGUGGUUCAGGCUUUGACAAGACCUCUGCUACUUGGGCGGCUCUGUCUCGUGUGGCCGGCCUGUGCAACAGAGCUGAUUUCAAAGCCGGACAGGAGCAGUUUCCUGUCCAGAUGAGGGACACAGCGGGGGACGCGUCAGAGUCAGCUCUCUUGAAAUGCAUCGAGGUGUGCUGCGGGAACGUUCGUGACAUGAGAGGCAGGAACCCCAAAGUGGCAGAGAUCCCCUUUAACUCCACCAACAAGUACCAGCUCUCUAUCCAUGAAGUGGAGGACAAUCCCUCUGGUCAUAUUCUGGUCAUGAAGGGAGCGCCAGAGAGAAUCUUGGACAGGUGCAGCACCAUUAUGAUCCACGGCCAGGAGCAUCCACUUGAUGAAAACUGGAGAGAUGCUUUCCAGAAUGCCUACAUGGAGCUGGGAGGACUGGGAGAGAGAGUGCUUGGCUUCUGCCACGUGAAUCUGUCUUCAUCCCAGUUCCCUCGAGGUUUCACCUUCGACAGCGACGACAUGAACUUUCCCACCGAGCAGCUCUGCUUCCUGGGUCUCAUCUCCAUGAUUGAUCCGCCCCGUGCCGCUGUGCCCGACGCAGUGGGCAAAUGCCGCUCUGCUGGUAUCAAGGUGAUCAUGGUAACCGGGGAUCACCCAAUCACAGCCAAGGCCAUCGCUAAAGGUGUGGGCAUCAUCUCUGAGGGCAACGAGACUGUGGAAGACAUCGCUGAGAGGCUGAACAUCCCUCUAAGCCAAGUUAACCCCAGGGAUGCCAAGGCGUGCGUGGUGCAUGGCUCAGACCUAAAGGACAUGAGCUCUGAGUACCUGGACGACCUGCUGAGGAACCACACUGAGAUAGUGUUUGCUCGCACCUCUCCUCAGCAGAAGCUCAUCAUUGUGGAGGGCUGCCAGAGACAGGGGGCGAUCGUGGCUGUGACGGGCGACGGUGUGAACGAUUCUCCAGCCUUGAAGAAAGCCGACAUCGGCGUUGCCAUGGGGAUCGCCGGCUCUGAUGUGUCCAAGCAGGCAGCUGACAUGAUCCUGCUGGACGACAACUUUGCCUCCAUCGUCACCGGAGUGGAGGAGGGUCGUCUCAUCUUUGACAACUUGAAGAAGUCCAUUGCAUACACACUGACCAGUAACAUCCCAGAGAUCUCGCCCUUCCUCCUCUUCAUCAUUGCUAGUGUUCCUCUCCCUCUGGGAACAGUGACCAUCCUCUGCAUCGACCUCGGCACUGACAUGGUUCCAGCUAUCUCAUUGGCUUACGAGACAGCGGAGAGCGACAUCAUGAAACGCCAGCCAAGGAACCCCAAGACAGACAAGCUGGUCAAUGAGCGUCUCAUCAGCAUGGCCUAUGGACAAAUAGGUAUGAUCCAGGCUCUGGGAGGUUUUUUCACCUACUUUGUGAUUCUGGCUGAAAACGGAUUCCUCCCAAAAACCUUGGUGGGCAUUCGCGUCAACUGGGACAACAAUGGAGUCAAUGACCUGGAGGACACCUAUGGCCAGCAGUGGACCUACGAGCAGAGGAAGAUCGUUGAAUUCACCUGCCACACCGCCUUCUUCGCCAGCAUCGUGGUUGUCCAGUGGGCUGAUCUUAUCAUCUGCAAGACCAGGAGGAACUCCUUGUUUCAGCAGGGCAUGAAGAACCGGAUCCUGAUCUUCGGCCUGUUUGUUGAGACCGCUCUGGCUGCCUUCCUCUCCUACUGCCCGGGAAUGGACAUUGCCUUGCGCAUGUACCCCCUGAAGAUCCUGUGGUGGUUCUGCGCCUUCCCAUACAGUCUUCUCAUCUUCAUUUAUGAUGAGGUCCGUAAAUUCAUUCUGAGGAGGGCCCCUGGAGGUUGGGUGGAGCAGGAGACAUAUUAUUAA
Messenger RNA from Seriola dumerili (greater amberjack), 3033 nucleotides. It is a transcript of the gene atp1a2a, whose product is annotated as sodium/potassium-transporting ATPase subunit alpha-2-like. NCBI's taxonomy places the organism in Eukaryota, Metazoa, Chordata, Actinopteri, Carangiformes, Carangidae. The transcript is spliced from 24 exons. Gene Ontology annotation, molecular function: P-type sodium:potassium-exchanging transporter activity; ATP binding; ATP hydrolysis activity. Bases 1 to 3033 code for a protein of 1010 amino acids. The record is from RefSeq and is a predicted model, not a curated record. Gene Ontology annotation, biological process: potassium ion import across plasma membrane; sodium ion export across plasma membrane; intracellular sodium ion homeostasis. Gene Ontology annotation, cellular component: membrane.